AAUCCCUCCACCCCUCAACUUCGCAGGAGGGGUUUUGAAACAACAAACCUGACCAAUUGCAUGGCUUUACCCUCAACAACAAGUCUUUGUUUCUUGUUUCUUCCCAUCCUUUCCUUUUUCAACUUUUCUAAUUUUAGAACCGUUCAUUCAUUCACACUGCCAAGAAUUAUUCAAACAACAUCGUCUUUCAAUUCAUCCACCCUUUUCCUUCCUCUCCUUAUUGGUUUCUCUUUCCACCUUGCUCAAUUUUUUCAUGAUAUCAGCAAAAUUAUAGACAGAGCCGAAACUGAUGAUAGCCGAAAGCACUUGACCUGCGUGAUCACCAUCUCCAGAUGUAAGCACUUCGGAGCGUGCUCUCUCGUUGAAUCAAAUUCAACACAACACAACCCAACUUGUCUGGAUCUAAAUUCCAUCUGCCACACAAAAGUUUUCUCCCAUCCACCACCCAUUCCCAAAUCCAUUUGAGAUACUGCUGAAUCCUGACAGGGGAAGGAUUUGGAUUCCAAUUUUCAUAGUAAAAUAUUUCUGCCAUUUGAUUUCUUUCCCCAUCAGGAUAGGGCGGAAAAAGGGUAAAAAUCUUGAAUUUCCACAGAGCUGUGAUCAAUUGAAUUAAAGAAGAAGGAUGCAGGAGAAAUUGGUGAAACCUGAGGAGAUGGUGAAGGAGGAAGGCAUGGAGGAUCUACGAAACAGACUUUCCGAAGUGGAAGCCGAGAGAGACAGGCUACGAGACGAGCUUCAGGUCAUGAAAAUGGUGGCCGAACACGCCAACAACCGCCUCACCGAAUCCAUGACCACCGGCAGGGUCGCCGACGUGUUCUCCGAGCUGAAUCACGCCGUCGAGGCACUCACCAUCUCCAGCGAGGACCUCAAGAUCAAGGAGAAGAUGAUCCAAUCGCUGACCGCGGAGGUCGUCAAUUCCAAAGAGUCUCAGGCCAAACUGGUCGACGAUUUGGGGAAGGCCAAAUCGACGGAGGUCGAGAGCCUGGACAAGUUAUCCAAGAUCAGCAGAAGAGCCGCCGAAUUGGAAUCCGAAUUGGAGAAAUUGAAGCAAUCCGAGAGCAAAAUGAUCGAGUCGCUGAUGGAGCAGACGAAGCAGUUCGAGAAGGUGAAGAUCGAGCUCGAGGAAUCGAAGCUGGAAGCCGAGAAUCUCCGCGAGAGGCUGGAUCGAUUGGAAGCCAAGGAAGAGAGCGAGAGCCACCACAUCGAUUACGGGAUAUCCAGAUCGCCGUCGGAGGAGCAAUUGAGCGAUCUGAAGGUGGAGCUUCAGGCGGCGAAGGAGAGCCUGGCUCGGGCACACAAGGCGGAGACCGCGGCAGCGAUGAAGAGCUACGGUUUAGUCGAGGAAAACGAGUCGCUGAAAAUUCAGCUGAGGAAGGCGACGGAGGCAGAGGAGAACAGCAAGAUCGCGUUGGAUGAUUUAGCUAUGGCGCUGAAGGAAGUUAUCAUGGAGUCGAAAGCGGCGAGGGAGAAGCUGAUCGGGACGCAAGGCGAGCUGGAGCAUUACCGGAGGGAGGCGGAGGACUCGCGGGAGCGGGUGAGGAGCGCGGAGGAGCGGCAGAGGGCGAGGAUCGAGGAGGCGAGGAGGGAGGCGGAGCAGUACCGGAACGCGGCGGAGAGGCUGCGGCUGGACGCGGAGGAAUCGGUGAGCGCGUGGAGUGUGAAGGAGAAAGGGUUUGUGGAGUGCAUACGGAAGGCGGAGGCGGAGAGGGACGCGGCGGUGAAGGAGAAUCGGCGAUUGGAGGAACUGAUUGCGGAGGAAGUGAAUGCAGGGAAGGCAACCAAACAGGAGGCGCAGAAUCUGAGGGAUAUAAUGAAGCAGGCGCUGAACGAGGCCACGGCGGCGAAGGAAUCUGCCGCAAUCGCUCAAUCGGAGAAUUCUCAAUUGAAAGACGCGUUGAACGAGAAGGACGAUGCGUUGGUCUUCAUUACCAAGGAGAACGAGAGCCUUAGGGCGAAUGAGGCGGCGGCGCAGGAGAAGAUCAAAGAAUUGAAGCAGAAAUUGGCCGAAUCGGCAGCCGGGAAAACGGGGAAAGAGGGGAAAGCAGAAGAAAAGGAUCAUAAAGAGAAGGAAGGGGGAGGGGAUCAUCAUCAGAAAAAUCAGAAGUCUCACGGCGGCGGCGGAGGAGGAGGAGGGGGAAGUGAAUCGGCGACGACGACGUCAGCGGCGCCACCGAAAGAGCACGCGAGGAAGCUGAGCAGCGCCUUCAGUUUCAACCUGAGGGAACUGAUAAUUCCGAGCAAGGCGGCGAAAGAGGCGGCGGAGGAGCAGGAAAAGAAGGAUCAUCACGAGAACGAGGAGUUCGAGGACGCGGAGGAUUUCGAUCCGUUGAAGGGAUCGAUCUUCGACGUAGUGGAAUCGCCGCCGGCACCGCAACCGGCGGCGCCGAAGCAUCAGAGGAAGAAAUCUUUCACGUUCUCGGAGCCGGAGCACGAGGCGGCGGCACCGGCGGAUGAGUUCGAGCAUCUGGAAGGGGACGAUCUGGACGGCGACAAGAACAAUCCGAGGAAGAAGAGGGCAUUGCUGAGGAGAUUCGGGGAGAUGAUAACGAGGAGGAGAGGGUAUCACCGGAAGGAACCGUCGAUGGGCGGUGGGGGAGAAGGGCAUAAGAGGGAACCGUCGUUGGGCGGCGGCGGAUUGGAUGGGUUGAAGAAAGAGCUGUCGCUGGGCAGUGAAGGUCAGAAGAAGGAGACACCCGGCGGCGGGGAAGGUCACAAGAGGGAAAUGUCGCCGGCAUUGGAGGAUUUUUGAACACGUAUGUAUGGUCUUUUUUCUGAAAGAAAGACUCUAUUCGUUGUAGAUUUGAUCGUGUUUCUUUUUUUUUUCCGUUUUCCUUUUCCGUUAUCAUUAUGUCACAUAUAUACACAUACAAAUUCAAGUUCAACAUACAUGGUGGCUCUAAAUUAACCUGUAGUUUUUUUUAUUAUAUGUAAACGAGCUUUAUAACCUCAAGAUUUGUGUGCAACUUAUGGCUUCAGCAUGUGUACAAAUUACCAUAUAACUUUUUUUUUUUGUUAAUUUGUUUUUCUCUGUUUAUUAUACUUUGUUUUAAAUAUAUGAUGAUGUUGACGAUUUUCACCCUGUAUAGUUACGAUGAUAAUUUGUGGAUUCUAAUUCUCAAUAAAUCAUUAUGUUUCUG
Messenger RNA from Linum trigynum, 3137 nucleotides. NCBI's taxonomy places the organism in Eukaryota, Viridiplantae, Streptophyta, Magnoliopsida, Malpighiales, Linaceae. The record is from the annotation of a GenBank genome assembly.